AUGAUUAUACUUGAGCAAGCUACUAUAUACCAGGAACAGCUUACUAAAUGGGUCAUAAAAUCAGAGAAAAUUGCUGUUAAUAUUGCUAUUAAUAAUGUGAUUUCAUUCUUAACUGGAGGCCACAACAAAGUUAUAAAAGUAAGACCAGAUGAGUUAUUUAACGAUGAUUUAUUCGAAUGUGGAAAUGUAGUUUU
Messenger RNA from Racocetra persica, 194 nucleotides. Lineage: Eukaryota; Fungi; Glomeromycota; Glomeromycetes; Diversisporales; Gigasporaceae. The record is from the annotation of a GenBank genome assembly.